Molecule: messenger RNA, 1348 nt
Organism: Brachypodium distachyon (stiff brome)
Lineage: Eukaryota; Viridiplantae; Streptophyta; Magnoliopsida; Poales; Poaceae
Product: novel plant SNARE 13
Exons: 10
Coding region: 283-1086 (267 amino acids)
Biological process (GO): vesicle fusion; retrograde vesicle-mediated transport, Golgi to endoplasmic reticulum
Cellular component (GO): late endosome membrane; endoplasmic reticulum membrane; SNARE complex
Molecular function (GO): SNAP receptor activity; SNARE binding
Source: RefSeq, a predicted model, not a curated record
CCUCUGCUUUCCUCUCUGGCUCUCUCUGUCCCACGCCAGCUCACAGCUCCUCCGCCCCCAAAUUACCAAACCCCAACGGCUCGCAGUCGCCGUCGCAGCUGCCCCCAACCACUGCCUCGUCUUCCUCGCGCCAACCGCCGCCGCGCUACUCGCCUCCUCAGGAACCAACGGCGGGCUGAGCGAGCGGCCCGAGAGGACGCCUGCGAAGGAGCUCUCUCUCUGCGACUGGGCCGAUCCCGCAGGGCGGAGGCGGCGGCGGAGAUCCAGCAGCCAGUAGGGGACAUGGCGGCGAGCGACGUGCCCAUGAGCCCCGAGCUCGAGCAGGUCGACGGCGAGAUCCAGGACAUCUUCCGCGCGCUCCAGAAUGGCUUCCAGAAGAUAGACAAGAUCAAGGACUCUAACAGGCAGUCCAAGCAGCUGGAAGAGCUCACUGGGAAGAUGAGGGAGUGCAAGCGCUUAAUCAAAGAAUUUGAUCGCGUACUUAAAGUUGAGGAGAAAAAGAGCACUUCCGAGGUCAACAAGCAGCUAAAUGACAAGAAGCAAUUUAUGAUCAAGGAGUUGAAUUCCUAUGUCACACUGAGAAAAACGUACCAAAGUAGCCUUGGUAAUAAGAGGAUUGAGCUGUUCGAUACUGGUAAUGAUGACCAGCUGGCUGGGGUUAAUGUUCAAAUGGCGUCAGAGAUGUCAAAUCAACAACUCAUUGAUUCUGGAAUGAAACAAAUGGAUGAAACAGACCAAGCUCUUGAGCGUUCAAAAAUGGUUGUAAAACAAACUGUUGAAGUUGGAGCUCAAACUGCUGCAACUCUAACACAGCAAACAGACCAAAUAAAGAGAAUUGGCAACGAGCUAGAUUCUGUUCACUUUUCACUGAAGAAGGCUAGUCAAAUGGUGAAAGAGAUUGGUCGUCAGGUUGCAACUGAUAAAUGCAUCAUGGCAUUUCUGUUUUUGAUAGUUUGUGGUGUGAUUGCAAUCAUUGUUGUCAAGGUCGUCAACCCGCACAACAAAAACAUCCCAGACAUCCCGGGACUGGCACCACCUGCUCAGAACAGGAAGCUGCUAUCCAUAGAAGCUUACAGAAUGCUCUGAGCAUUCUGAUCUGAAAUGGAAGUCUUUUGUGCAGGGCAUCUGCAGCGCUCUUUCGCACAAGCCAGAGCACACACUGUUUCCCAUUGUGCUUGUAUAUUGUCUCCUUAUGUAAUGUUCUUCCAUUGUUUAAUUCUUUCCGCAUCAGUUGUUAGCUUUUGAUUAUUUAGAGGCACUUCGGUCGCGUGGUGUUUGCGAUCUUCCAGCUUUCUUGGUUGUGUACAUGCGUUAGUGCUGAGAAUUACAAGAUCUUUAAAGUUUGUUC